AUGCAGUUCCUACCCACGCUUGUGCUGCUGGCCCAGUGCCCAGACAAUGUGGUGUGUAUGCUUCCGCUGAGAUCCUUCAAGCUCCGCCUUCUUCUUGCCUCCGCAGUGGAUCCGGUCGCGCUCCAGGACAUUCACGACGACCUUCCCACCCUGGCCGAGUUCGUCGACAGUCUCCGUCAUCUCGCCUCCCUCAUCCCCAUUGGCCUCCACCUGGCUCGCUCCACCCAGGAGAACCAGACUAUCAUUGACCAUCUUUCUGUUCCGGUUCUCUCCGGCUUUCUCCAGCGGCUCACUAUGCCUGCUGUCAAGCCAGUGACCCCCGUGGACGCUGCUCCUGCCGGCCUGGCCCCUACCCGGACCCCUACUGCUCCUCUCGACCUCGAGAAGAUUGCUCUGAGCCCAGACGUUUUUGAUCAUUCACCUAUUUUCACUCUCAAGACCCACACCAGCUUCUCCAGCGUUGGGUCUUCUUCUCUCACCGGCUCGGCCUCUAGCUGUACUACCAUGGUAAGCUCGCCCACCUGGAACGCCAAGGUCUCCAGAUCCCACCUUGCCGAGCUGCUGGACGAACCUUUGGCCUCCAGCACCAUGUUCACGUUUGAGAACGAAAUCAAGCAGCUCGUCAACGAGCCCUCAGCCGUAUUCCUCCUGUCUCUAGCCAAGGCUCAGCUCUCGCCCAUGAAGACCCACAUUGAGCUCUGCCCUCAUGCUUCUCUUGACGAGUGCAGCUCCGACUGCCUCAAUAAGGUCCGAUUCGUGCCUCAGAUCAUGGCACACACCGAGCGGCCCCUGGAGGACUGCUCAUAUCUGGACAAGUGCUACAAGUCCAAAAGUUGCCGGUUUCUCCACUACCAGGUCAAGAUGCCUGACUACUCCAGCUCUCCCCAGCGACAAAACCGGGCCAAGAACCACAACAGUGCCCCCGUGGAGCAGCCGCGGUCCUACUUUUACUCCACGGACCCCAUGCUCUCUGUCGUACUACCUCCGCAGUGGAUCACCUGCAACCUCAAGGAGAUUGGGCUUCCCGUUUUCGGCGACUUCGCAGCCAUCAUUGCAGACCCUCCCUGGGACAUUCACAUGAACUCGCAGAAGCUCAUUAUCAAUGACAGUGACCUACAGGCUCUCGACAUGGGCUGCCUACAGAAGGAGGGCGUGUUUCUGCUGUGGGUCACGGGCCGAACCUCCGAGGUUGGUCGCAAGUGCCUCGCUAAGUGGGGCUACACCGACGUCCAGGAGAUUGUCUGGUGCAAGACCAACCAGCUUGGACGAACCAUCUGUACUGGCCGGACCGGACACUGGCUCAACCACUCCAAGGAGCACGUCCUGAUCGGCGUCAAGGGCAACCCCGAGUGGCUGACCCGGGGUCUUGACGUGGACACAGUCGUCUCCAACGCUCGAGACAAGAGCCAGAAGCCUGACGAGCUCUACGACAUUGUCGAGCGAAUGGUGGGCAAGUCUUGCCGAAAGCUGGAACUGUUUGGGCGUGAGAACAAUCUCCGGCCCGGCUGGCUAACAGUGGGUAGCCAGCUUAACGGAGUUAACAUUUUGGAGCCUGAUCUCGCCGAGCGGUACGAGCGGUGGCGAGUGGCUCACCAGGUCGCAAUCCCCGGUGACCAGCGUGAAGGACACGCUCCGCCCAAGGAACGAGAGCAGCGUGAACUUCUCAGCAAGGGCGGCCACUCCUCUGGCCACCACAACGGUAAGGACUCUCCUGGUCGCAACAACAAUAAGUCCCGAGGCAUGGGGCGACGACGGCGAUCUUGA
Molecule: messenger RNA, 1764 nt
Organism: Yarrowia lipolytica CLIB122
Lineage: Eukaryota; Fungi; Ascomycota; Dipodascomycetes; Dipodascales
Cellular component (GO): RNA N6-methyladenosine methyltransferase complex; nucleus
Molecular function (GO): mRNA m(6)A methyltransferase activity
Source: RefSeq, a predicted model, not a curated record